This is a messenger RNA of Gastrolobium bilobum, 552 nucleotides long. Its product is annotated as secreted RxLR effector protein 161-like. The coding region runs from base 1 to 552 and encodes 183 amino acids. The transcript has a single exon. The record is from RefSeq and is a predicted model, not a curated record. Lineage: Eukaryota; Viridiplantae; Streptophyta; Magnoliopsida; Fabales; Fabaceae.
AUGAAUAAAUGCUCACCUGGGGUUGUUCCUGUACAGAAAGGUGAUAAAUUUAAUCUCAUGCAAUGUCCAAAGAAUGAUGUUGAACAUAAAGAGAUGGAAUCAAUUCCAUAUGUCUAUGUUGUGGGAAGCUUAAUGUAUGCUCAAACCUGUACUCGACUGGAUAUCAAUUUUGCGGUCGGGAUGUUGGGCAGAUAUCAAAGUAAUCCAAGAAUGGAACAUUGGAAAGCUGCAAACAAAGUUUUAAGGUACCUUCAAUGCACGAAGGAUCACAUGCUCAUGUACAAAAGGUUCAAUGAAUUAAAAGUCAUUGGAUAUACUGAUUCAGAUUUUGGUGGAUGUCUUGAUAGAAGAAAGUCAACCUUUUGCUCCUUGUUUAUGUUUGCCCAAGGAGCCAUAUCAUGGAAAAAUGCAAAACAGACUAUCAUUGCUUCAUCCACUAUGAAGGAAGAAUUUGUGGUAUGUUUUGAAGCCACAACUUAUGCAUUACGGCUGCAGAACUUUAUUUCAGGGCUUGUGGUUGUCGACACCAUUAGCAGGCCACUAAAAAUUUAA